AUGACUGACAAACUCCCCCCGAAUCUCCUUGCCCUGUUCCAGCCUCGACCGCCUCUGCGCUACAUCCCUCCGCAGGAUUCCGCUCCAGAAGAAAGAGCUGUCAAGAAGUCGCAGCUUUCCGGAAUCGCAGCCUUCCUGCCUCAGCUCGACGACUACAAGGAGAACGAUGUCUACAAGCCCACCGAGUCCUGGCUGCAAAAGCGUGAUCGCAAAAGAUAUGAGAAGAAACUGCGCCAGGCAGAGAUAGAAAAGCCAGAUUUUCAGGCCUACAGACCAAAUGAAGACCCCAAAAUCAAAGGUGACGCUGUUAAGACUCUGUUCGUCAGCCGCCUCAGCUACGAGGUCAAAGAAGCCGAUCUCGAACGUGAAUUUGGCAGAUUUGGUCCCAUGGAGCGAAUCAGAAUCGUCAAGGAUGAGACGACUCCCAAACCCAAGAAGCCGCACAAAGGCUAUGCCUUCAUCGUCUAUGAACGAGAAAAGGAUAUGCGAGCCGCAUACAAAGAAACAGAUGGCCUGCGCAUCAAGGACCGAAAAGUCGUCGUGGAUGUGGAACGUGGUCGCAUGGUCCCUGGAUGGCGACCUAAAAGAUUCGGCGGCGGCCUGGGUGGAAGAGGAUAUACCAAGCAAGCUCCUGCAAGACCUACGUAUGGCGCACCCCAAGGUGGAUAUGGGGAUGGCUUCAGAGGUGGCUUCGGAGGUCGUGGUGGGUUCCGCGGCGGAUUCCGUGGCGACUUCCGUGGCGACCGUGGAGGUUUUGGUGGCAGAGGUGGUGUGGGCUAUCAAGGAAGAGGUGGUUUCGGUGGACGCGGCGGAUAUCAAAGCGGACCUCCACCGCCCAACGCACCCAGCGGCCCCGGUGGAAGAAGCGGCUAUGGCGGAGGCUAUGAGGACCGACGAAACGGAUACGGAGGCCGAGGGGCCACUGGAAGUAACAACGACCCUCUCGGCAGCCGCGACAGAGGAUAUGAAAACCGAGACCGAGACCGAGAUCGAGAUCGAGAUCGAGACCAGAACCGUGACCGAUAUGGUGGCGGCAGGCGCGAUGAUGACUAUGGCUCCAGAAAACGGCACCACGAGAACGACGGGUACGAUGACCCCAGACAACGCCGGAGGUAUUAA
Cladophialophora carrionii CBS 160.54 is the source of this 1119-nucleotide messenger RNA. RefSeq lists its product as uncharacterized. Lineage: Eukaryota; Fungi; Ascomycota; Eurotiomycetes; Chaetothyriales; Herpotrichiellaceae. Bases 1 to 1119 code for a protein of 372 amino acids. Gene Ontology annotation, biological process: mRNA splicing, via spliceosome. Gene Ontology annotation, molecular function: mRNA binding; U1 snRNA binding. Gene Ontology annotation, cellular component: U1 snRNP; precatalytic spliceosome; U2-type prespliceosome. The transcript is spliced from 2 exons. The record is from RefSeq and is a predicted model, not a curated record.